This is a messenger RNA of Neltuma alba, 4489 nucleotides long. Its product is annotated as stromal processing peptidase, chloroplastic-like. Bases 66 to 3878 code for a protein of 1270 amino acids. Lineage: Eukaryota; Viridiplantae; Streptophyta; Magnoliopsida; Fabales; Fabaceae. The transcript is spliced from 25 exons. Gene Ontology annotation, molecular function: metal ion binding. The record is from RefSeq and is a predicted model, not a curated record.
UGUGUCGCAUUCUAUAUAGCUCUUCCUAGCUCGUCUCGUGUUCUCUCUUUCUCUCUUGCGGAGCCAUGGCUGCUUCAACGUCCCUCGUUGGAAGUGCCUUCACUCAAUUUCCUCCUUCAUUUCACUCCAGAGAUGAUGCUCCUUCCAAUUCGAAAUCCACCUCAAAUUGCUGUCGUUUCCCCACUCGAUUGCGGAAUAACCGAUCAUCGUUACUUACAACUCCUGUUUCUUCUUCUACUUCGCUUCGUUUCUCUUCCAGAAGGGCUUCACAUUAUGCUGCUAAAGGUGGACUGAGUUUCCGAAGGAAGAAUGAUGGUGCUUGGAAGCAGUAUACCUCCAUGCUCGGUGAGCCAGUGACAGAAGGACUUUCAUCCCCACAGUAUCACUUAACUUCUUGCUGUCUUGCCGGAAAUAGUCGAGCAGCCAAUCUUAGAAGAUUUGUUCCCAGAGUCUUUGUUGAUAAAUCCACUUCCCCAUUGUUUAAGAAUAAACUCGGUCAUGCCCUUGUAAGUAAGGUUCAAAUUCCUCAUGCUACUGUUGGUCCAGAUGAGCCACAUGCAGCAAGUACAGCCUGGCCAGAUGGCGUUACUGAGAAACAAGAUUUAGGCAUAUUGGAUUCUGAGCUUGAGCAGAUACAAGCAUUUUUGAGUUCUGAACUUCCAUCUCAUCCAAAGUUGCAUCGAGGUCAACUGAAGAAUGGGCUGCGCUACCUGAUUCUGCCGAAUAAGGUUCCGCCAAAAAGGUUUGAAGCACACUUGGAAGUUCACGUAGGCUCAAUUGAUGAAGAAGAUGAUGAGCAAGGCAUUGCACAUAUGAUUGAGCAUGUUGCUUUCCUUGGAAGUAAAAAACGUGAGAAGCUUCUGGGGACAGGAGCACGUUCUAAUGCUUACACUGAUUUCCACCACACAGUAUUUCAUAUCCAUGCUCCUACCAGUACCAAGGAUUCUGAAGAUGAUCUACUUCCAUCUGUGCUGGAUGCCUUGGAUGAGAUAGCAUUCCAUCCGAAGUUCCUUGCUUCUAGAAUUGAAAAGGAACGACGUGCUAUACUCUCAGAGCUUCAAAUGAUGAAUACAAUAGAGUAUCGGGUUGAUUGCCAGUUAUUGCAGCAUCUGCAUUCUGAAAACAAGCUGAGCAAAAGGUUUCCAAUUGGAUUAGAAGAACAGAUAAAGAAAUGGGAUGCAGACAAAAUAAGGAAAUUUCAUGAGCGUUGGUAUUUCCCUGCUAAUGCUACUUUGUACAUUGUGGGGGAUAUUGAUCACAUCUCAAAGACAGUUCAUCAUAUUGAAGCUGUUUUUGGACAAACUGGUGUGGACAAUGAGAAGGCUUCUGCGGCCACUCCAAGUGCAUUUGGUGCAAUGGCCAGUUUUCUUGUCCCUAAGCACUCUAUUGGGCUGGGUGGAAAUUCUAUUGAAAAGCCAUCAAAUUCAGUAGAUCAAUCCAAAAUUUUUCUUAAGGAAAGACAGGCAGUUCGUCCUCCAGUGAAUCAUAAUUGGUCACUUCCUGGAAUCCACACUGAUGUGAAGCCACCACAGAUAUUUCAACACGAACUACUUCAAAAUUUUUCAAUUAAUAUGUUUUGCAAGGUUCCUGUGAACAAGGUUCGAACAUAUGGUGAUUUGCGAAAUGUGUUGAUGAAAAGAAUAUUUCUAUCUGCUAUGCAUUUUCGUAUCAACACAAGAUAUAAGAGUUCAAAUCCACCGUUCACUUCAGUUGAAUUGGAUCAUAGCGAUUCUGGAAGGGAAGGAUGUACUGUGACCACCCUUACCAUAAAUGCAGAACCAAAUAAUUGGCAAAGUGCCAUUAGAGUUGCUGUUCAAGAGGUUCGGAGGCUCAAGGAAUUUGGUGUUACCCAGGGUGAAUUAACACGAUACUUGGAUGCACUUUUGAAGGAUAGCGAACACCUUGCAGCUAUGAUUGAUAAUGUACCUUCCGUUGAUAAUUUGGAUUUUAUCAUGGAAAGUGAUGCUCUUGGCCACAAAGUUAUGGAUCAGAUGCAAGGACAUGAAAGCUUACUUGCGGUUGCUGGGACAGUGACCCUUGAGGAGGUUAAUUCUGUUGGUGCAGAGGUGUUAGAGUUCAUUGCUGAUUUUGGAAAGGCUACAGCACCCCUUCCUGCAGCAAUUGUUGCUUGUGUUCCUAAGAAAGUUCAUGUUGAGGGAAUUGGUGAAACAGAAUUUAAGAUAUCCUCAAGUGAAAUUACAGAUGCUAUCAAAGCUGGAUUGGAGGAGCCUAUCGAGCCUGAGCCUGAGCUUGAGGUGCCAAAAGAAUUAAUAUCUUUGGCAAAGCUUGAAGAGUUGAAGGUGCAACGUAAGCCUGUCUUUAUUCCUGUAAGUCCCAGAACAGAUGGAACAAAAAUUCACGAUGAGGAAACAGGGAUCAUUCAACGUCGUCUUGCAAAUGGCAUUCCUGUCAACUAUAAGAUAUCAAAAACAGAGACACAAAGUGGUGUUAUGAGGUUGAUUGUUGGUGGCGGACGGGCAGCUGAAAGUCCUGAUUCUAGAGGAUCAGUGAUUGUGGGUGUUCGGACACUUAGUGAGGGGGGACGUGUAGGCAACUUUUCGAGAGAGCAGGUUGAACUUUUCUGUGUGAAUCACCUGAUAAAUUGCUCGUUGGAGUCUACAGAGGAAUUCAUAGCUAUGGAAUUUCGUUUUACUUUAAGAGAGAAUGGGAUGCGUGCAGCUUUUCAGUUGCUUCAUAUGGUGCUUGAGCAUAGCGUCUGGCUAGAUGAUGCUUUUGAUAGAGCUAGGCAAUUGUACCUGUCAUAUUACCGAUCCAUACCUAAAAGCUUGGAACGCUCAACUGCCCAUAAACUCAUGGUGGCAAUGAUGGAUGGAGAUGAGCGAUUUAUUGAGCCUACACCAAAAUCUCUAGAAAAUUUAAGUUUGCAAUGUGUUAAGGAUGCGGUGAUGAAUCAAUUUGUCGGUGAUAACAUGGAGGUAAGCAUCGUAGGGGACUUCACUGAGGAGGAAAUUGAAUCUUGUAUUCUUGAUUACCUUGGGACAGCACACUUCACCAGAGAUUGUGAAGCAGAUAAAAAAUUAAUCCCACCUGUAUUUCGGCCAUCUCCAUCUGAUGUGCAGUUUCAAGAAGUAUUCUUGAAGGACACUGAUGAGAGGGCUUGUGCAUACAUUGCUGGGCCAGCACCAAACCGUUGGGGUUUUACUGUUGAUGGAGAAGAUCUGUUAGAGUCAAUUAAUAAUACGUUAACAAGUGAUAUUGCUCAGUCUACAUCUGGUUCUCUAAAGAUGGGUGAUUUGCAAAGAAAUCUUCGUGGUCAUCCUCUUUUCUUUGGCAUAACUAUGGGGCUGAUGGCUGAGAUUAUAAAUUCUAGGCUUUUCACAACUGUUAGAGAUUCAUUGGGCUUGACUUAUGAUGUGUCAUUUGAACUAAACCUGUUCGAUAGACUUAAACUUGGAUGGUAUGUGGUAUCAGUGACGUCAACCCCAGGCAAGGUGCACAAAGCUGUUGAUGCAUGCAAAAAUGUUCUUAGAGGUCUGCAUAGUAACAAAAUUACCGAGAGGGAAUUGGACAGGGCUAAGCGGACCCUUCUUAUGAGACAUGAAGCUGAAAUUAAGUCAAAUGCCUAUUGGCUGGGAUUGAUGGCUCACUUGCAAGCUUCUUCUGUUCCAAGAAAGGACAUAUCAUGUAUCAAGGAUCUGACAUUUCUUUAUGAAGCCGCAACAAUUGAGGAUGUAUACCUUGCCUAUGAGCAGUUAAAAGUAGAUGACAAUUCUCUAUAUUCAUGCAUUGGGGUUGCUGGCGUUCAGGCCGGGCAAGAUAAUGCAGCUACUUUAGAAGAGGAAGAAGCAUCUGAUGCUUAUCCAGGAGUUAUUCCUGUUGGACGUGGUUUGUCUACAAUGACUCGGCCGACAACAUGAUUUUUCUAGAUGGUUUGUCAUGGCCUGGUUACUAUGAAAUUUGGAGGAGUCAUGUUCGGAAAUUUAAAGGAUUAGGAGCAUACAUAAUGGAGCUUGCCUCAUCGACUUUCUCACAAAUCAACUAUCAAGCUGUUUGACAUCCAAUGAUUAAUGAUUAACCCUUUUCAAGUGCAAAAAUAGCAAAGUGCCCAUAAGUAUACACUAAAAAAGCGGAUAUUUUAGGUGGUAAAAUUCUUUGACACCUUAUUUUGUUUUAAUUCCACGGGCUCCUUCUGCGCCAGUAAUUUCUGAUUGAGGAACUAUUGCCUUGUACCCAAUUCAUUUCCUCAUUUUUGGAGGUUUUUAUAUUCUUGGCCUUCAACUGAACCACCUAUAGCAUAUCAUUGCUACCCAUAAAUUUGUACGAGUUAAGAAUGGAGAGAAGAAAUAGAGAAUCCGCCACUAAGAUGUAUAGCUGCCGUAUUUUUGGCCCUUGGCCUUAUUAUUUUUAGGUACAUUUCUUUGGCCACAUCUUAGCAUGGGAAAGUGGUGUUAGCUCUACAAACUGUAAAUUGUUGUAUAACCUAUGUAACAUGAAUUUGUUAAUCUGAAAUGAAUAAUUGUCUCCUGCA